Molecule: messenger RNA, 1119 nt
Organism: Drosophila obscura
Lineage: Eukaryota; Metazoa; Arthropoda; Insecta; Diptera; Drosophilidae
Source: RefSeq, a predicted model, not a curated record
CUGCUCACACCUAGCAAACAAACGUCACAAGAAAAAGCAAAACAAUAAUACAAAAGAGAUUAAAAUAAGAGAUUUUUCGGAUCUCGCUGGCUGUGUCACACAAACACUGGGCUAAAAAUGGAGAGCAAUCAAAAGCCGAGCCUUCACCAGGCUAUUCAACAAAAGUUUGGCCCCGAAAAUGAUUCAACAAAAUCGAACAAAUCAACAUUCAAACUGGUUAUACCACAGCUGAAGAUACCGCAGCUGAACAAAGGCAACCCAACGCCCACUGACCUUGCCGCACAGGAGAAGGAGCGUCAGGCGGCGGAUGCCCGCAAUGAGGUCCUGCUGAAUGAAAUCAAGCGGCGUCAUCGAAUAUCCGAAGGUGACAACACGACAGGCCAGGCAUCUUCGGGAUUUGUCAUACCUCCGCUCUCCUUUGCUCUGGGUGAGCCCUUGACGGAGGCGGCCAAACUAAAUAUUCCAUUGCUGAACAAGCUCAUCAGUCAAAACAUGAGCGACGGGCAGCAGCUGCCCAAACUGGAGCGUGCGGUGGGUCGGCUGCACAUAUCGGGUGACGACGGGGGCGACACGAUAUCGCCCCUGCAUCCAGUGCCAAUGGCAACGCCCCUCAUCGACCUAACCACAGCCCUGAUAAAGAGCAGCAGAAAUGCACCUCCCAAGGAAUAUGCAACCAAAGCUCGACUUAAGAGAGUCCAAAACACGAAGACAUUUGAUAUACCAUUUAUUGCCUACGAUCCGGUGAAGCGGUUUGCCCCCUCCCAGUGCUUGUUGAUGGACGACAAAUGCCCAAUGAUCGCCGAAGGCAGCGAUUUGCUGGCGCCCAGAGCUUACAGUGUCAUUGGGAGUGUGCUGGAUGCCGUGGUAGGUUACCCGGAGCCACGGAAGCCACAGGUUAAAUACGCCAUAUCGCAACUGGAGCGACAGCACCUGAAGAUGUGCCUGCGAGAAGACUAUGGCAGUAAUGUGAAACGAUUUCGGUUUGAUACACCGUCGCCCGAUGAGGUAGUCAAAUCGGCCCUGCAGAAAACGUGGCGCUCUUCGAAAACUUAAAUUGAUUAAAUUGACAAUUUGCACUAAGUAAAAUUAUAAGUAUCAAUAAAAUAUCUUAUAGUGACA